GUAGGAACAGACAUUUUUGUCUUGAUCAAUUCUUUUUCUUUUCGGCUUUCUUAAUUUUUGGGUCUCGUAAGCGAGCUAAUCAUAAAUUGUGGAGCAAUAAUGAACGCACCUAGUUUUGGAAACUAGACCCAUAAAUUGAAACGCGUUUAAACGCGCCGACCCCGCGAUUUGGCGCUUGAAGUUAUCAUCAGAAAGGCAUUUUCAAUUAUCCCCUCAAUUAAACUCUCACACCUACAAGUCCCAAAGUGCUCUCUUUCUACAAAUUCUGAAUCUACAUGUGAGCCAACAAUGGAUAUCGACCAAUUUCUCAAUGACCCCUUUGAGGACGCAUUGCGACCAAAAAAAUUAAACACACCUGAAGCAGACUUGCAGUCCUUAACAAGAGCUUGGAUUAAUGAGCGCGGUGCUCCAGAGAUUCUACCGUUGGUUCUAUCCUAUCUUUCGACAAUUUCUAAGACUUCGAGCGUCUUAUAAGUUUCUUAAUUACAAUCCGACUGACAUCUGCUGAGGUUAUAGAUGGCCCCCAAAUAAUCUUGUCGAACGAGUUACAGAACGAAUCAAAAGACAAAUCGAGAAGGUAGAGGAAUUGACCGGAGAUAUGGAUCCGAAGACAAAUUUUGGCCUCAUUUGCAUACAGACGGAACUAGAGAGGUGGAAGUACCUCAUCAGGGGAUUAGUCAGAGCCAGAAUCGCAAAGGUUUGCUUAAAAGGCCAUAAGUCGGCGGCGCAUUUGCUUACUUGUAUAUUGCAGAUCGAUGCGCAUACAUUACACUACCUGAGCGAUGAAGGACUUCGAUCAAGGUUAUCGGAAACCGAAAUCGCGUAUGCCACGAGACAUCAACAAUUACUACACAGCCAUUACUUGUCGAGUUUCCUGGGAAGCUUUCCUGCUGCACUACAGAACUUGAACGAUCAGGCAGGAGGCAUUUCUAUGAUCAGUGGACCAGAUGAAGAUACUGCUGUAUUUGCAAGAGGUACGGGAAGUUAUGAAGAGUUCACUGGUGAUGGUGGUAGCAUAUCCGUUUUGGGAAGAGGAAGAGACGGGGACGACGUGAAAGAUGUUGGCAGAGGAGAGGUUGUAAUUGCGAGAUGGUCGGAUAUUAGAGAGCAUGUUGAGAAGGGAGAAAUGGAACUGGUCUGAAAGAUCCAUUUUGAGCAAGCACGCCGCACAAUUCGCGGCCCACCUCCGUCGCGGAUGGAGAACGA
This is a messenger RNA of Sclerotinia trifoliorum, 1206 nucleotides long. Lineage: Eukaryota; Fungi; Ascomycota; Leotiomycetes; Helotiales; Sclerotiniaceae. The record is from the annotation of a GenBank genome assembly.